UUUAAAUAAAAUUAAUUCGCGAUCUACUUGCAGCGGACUUUAACGUACCACUUUUUGAGUUUGUAAACCGUCCAAAUACACCCGAGAUUGUUUUCGAUAAAAAUGGCCGAGAAGUUCCGAAUGAGUGUCCGCUAUAAUGUGAUGCCCAAGUCAAAGGAAUUUGUGUCAUCUUCGGAUGAGUCCAGCUCAGACAUAGAGGAGCCUAAAAAGAAAAAAGCAAAGCAGGAAAAGAAAGAAAAAGAACCAAAGAAAAAGGCAGAAGAACCACCCAAAAAGAAGGCAGCAUCUGCUGCCAAAGGUCCAAAUGGAGACUAUAGUUUUCAGAUAGCAAACAAGCGAUUUGUGACAGUGAGUGAAUUCAGAGGAAAGGUGAUGGUUGGAAUUAGGGAAUUUUAUGAUGCUGAUGGCGAGUUAAGACCUGGAAAGAAAGGGAUAAGCCUGCCUCUUGAUCAGUGGCGGCAGCUGAAGAAUCAGAUGGACGAUAUAGAGCAAGCCAUCAGUGACCUUUCAUAGCCCAAAGAUAGCCAGGACCAUCAUAAGACAUUUAAAAUGCAAAUCAUGCACAUCAUUCUUCAAUUGUUGUAAUUGUGUUUAAUUUCACACAUUCAAACAACAAGCAAAACCCAUGUGUUCCUGGAUAUAAACUGAUAUAUGCAUUUCAUGCUUGGUCAAUGGCAGUUUUUACCUUGUCUGCAAUACAGAAAAAAAUGAUGAAAAAAACAA
This is a messenger RNA of Mya arenaria, 723 nucleotides long. RefSeq names its product activated RNA polymerase II transcriptional coactivator p15-like. Gene Ontology annotation, molecular function: transcription coactivator activity; DNA binding. Gene Ontology annotation, cellular component: transcription regulator complex; nucleus. The coding region runs from base 103 to 513 and encodes 136 amino acids. Gene Ontology annotation, biological process: positive regulation of transcription initiation by RNA polymerase II. The transcript is spliced from 5 exons. Lineage: Eukaryota; Metazoa; Mollusca; Bivalvia; Myida; Myidae. The record is from RefSeq and is a predicted model, not a curated record.